AUUUUCACAGAGUAGGCGUGAGAAAAGCAUGGCAGAGAUUCUAAACCUAGGAGGUCCGAUAAUCCUAAGUAGGAGGAAGCUGUCUUCCCGUUCCCAUUUCCAAUUGACUAAGCAUGACUCCAUCACCCAAUGGAGUCGUUUGCAGCACAAGCUCAGAAGCAACGGCAGAUUCCUUUGCCUUUUCUCAGAUAACAAAAGAGAGGAACAAGCUAGAAAAGCAUUAGAAGGUGCACUAAGUGGGAAGAAAAAUGAAUUCGACAAGUGGGACAAAGAAAUCAAAAGAAAAGAAGAGCUGGGAGGUGGAGGUGACACUGGUGGAGGAGGUUGGUUUGGGUGGGGUAGAUGGUUUGGCUGGUCUAAUGAUGAUAAUUUUUGGCGAGAAGCAAAACAAGCUAGUCUUACUUUACUGGGUAUCGUUCUCAUGUAUCUCCUAGUUGCAAAAGGUGAUUUGAUCCUUGCCAUCACCUUCAAUCCAUUGCUGUAUGCACUACGGGGAGUGAGAAAUGGAUUUGGUUUCAUAACAUCAAAAAUCUCGACAAAUACUUCUACCAGUAAUCAGCCUGAUUUUGAUGGCUUUUUGAAGAAGGAAGAUUAUAAGCAUGCUUCUGCUAAAGAGAAUGUUGUAAGAAAAUGGGGUAGUGACUAUUGAGUAACUUGCUUUUUACGGGUUUGGAAUGACCCCUCUGGGUUCAUUCUACAUCACCUUUGCUCCAUGCAAAUCUUAGUGCGGCGAUUAUUUGAGUAACUUAAAAGUAAGUUUGUUUGAUUUGUUUUGUUUUUCCCUUUCCUUCGCAUCUAAACAACUUUUAAUUUUUGUUUAUUCUAUUGUUAUCUUGAGAAGUUUGUGAGGGUUCAAAAGCUCCUUCACAAGCUUGCAAUUGAUAAGGAAAUUUUGUUUCU
Gastrolobium bilobum is the source of this 900-nucleotide messenger RNA. RefSeq lists its product as uncharacterized. The record is from RefSeq and is a predicted model, not a curated record. The transcript is spliced from 3 exons. Bases 29 to 649 code for a protein of 206 amino acids. Lineage: Eukaryota; Viridiplantae; Streptophyta; Magnoliopsida; Fabales; Fabaceae.